Danio aesculapii is the source of this 1240-nucleotide messenger RNA. It is a transcript of the gene pdzd11, whose product is annotated as PDZ domain containing 11. Gene Ontology annotation, biological process: neurotransmitter secretion; maintenance of epithelial cell apical/basal polarity; protein localization to basolateral plasma membrane. Gene Ontology annotation, molecular function: protein binding. Lineage: Eukaryota; Metazoa; Chordata; Actinopteri; Cypriniformes; Danionidae. The transcript has 6 exons. The coding region runs from base 56 to 484 and encodes 142 amino acids. The record is from RefSeq and is a predicted model, not a curated record. Gene Ontology annotation, cellular component: synapse; basolateral plasma membrane; cell-cell junction.
UCAUCAGCGGAAGGGCGGGGCUAAUGGUUCGCUCGAGGAGUUCUGUUCGACAAACAUGGACCAGAAGAUUCCGUAUGAUGAUUAUCAGCUGCCGGUAGUGUUUCUUCCCUCCUACGAAAGCCCUCCUGCAUGGAUCCCUCCACAAGAAAGGAUUCAUCACCCUGACUAUAACAAUGAGCUCGCUCAGUUCCUACCUCGCACUAUAGUGUUAAAAAAGCCCCCUGGUGCACAGCUGGGCUUCAAUAUCCGUGGAGGAAAAGCCUCGCAGCUUGGUAUAUUCAUUUCAAAGGUGGUGCCAGAUUCAGACGCCCACAGGGCAGGACUUCAGGAGGGGGAUCAGGUGCUUUCUGUCAAUGAAGUGGACUUUCAAGACAUUGAACAUUCAAGGGCAGUGGAGAUUUUAAAGACAGCAAGAGAGAUUUUGAUGAAGGUUCGAUAUUUCCCUUACAAUUACCAGCGGCAGAAGGAGAGGACCGUCCACUAGGUGUCAGAGCAGACCUUCAGGAGCGCAGCAGUGCCGUGACGCAGUGAUGAGGCAUUGGUGUGUCAGUGAGAAAGGCUCGUCUCCUCUGCAUCUUCCUCCCACAAACUCUUUUCUCUGCCUAAAAGACUGCUCAAAGAAAUCAUCUUCAAACACUCCAGCACAGGCCUUGAUGAUUCACCUCUAGUGCUGGCUUUUCCAGAUCUGUCUCCAGUUUUUGUGUGCUUUCAUCUGGGAAAACAAGCAUAUUUUUUGGGACAUGAAAAGAAACACAUGCUAGAAGUCUUAUUUAUUGAAAGAGCUAUAUAGAAGUGUAGGGCUAAAGGAAAUUCCUGAGUAAAUUAUGAUUAAUCUCUCUUAGAAAACGUUCCUGUAAAAUGACUGAUGUUAUAAUGACUAAUAUAUCUUGUGUUCCUCAAAAACCUUUUCUUUUUUAAAAUACAUUUCAGUCGUGUGUAAGUAUUUAGGUGUCCUGCUGAACAAUACAUUGCUACUGACCAAUUAAAUGUCAUUAAAUUGUGCACAUACAUGGUGUAGUUUAUGUCCAUUUAUCAAUGCUAUUUAUCCAGACUUUUUAAAAUAAACAUGUAGGAUCUUGUGAUGGGAAAAUAUGAAUUGAAUUGUAAGACCUAGUCAUAAAACAUCAGCUGUAUAAUAUGAAAUGUCAGAGAUUUUGGAGGAAUAAAACAAAUGUAGUGAUGUUAUUUUAUUGCAAUAUGGACUACUGUCUGAAUAUUAAACUUCUCAAGACUAUUUAAA